AUGGAGGAUAAUGAUCCUCAGGAUGACAUCAAAUACAAAAAAGAAAAGAACAAACAUAAUACAGAUGCUGAUAUUUCAACUUUAAAUGAAGUUGAUAUAGAUAAUAAGCCGAUUGAUGAAAAUUAUUUAUCUGAUCUUAGUACAUAUCUAGAAAUGUCAAAAGGAGAUAAUGAAACAGAAAUAACAGAUGCAAUAAGCUGGAUUAAUAAAAUGUUUCCACAUAUUUUCACAGAAUGUCCCAUUGAAUUUAUAUUGGCACUUAUUGGCUUUUGCAAAUCCAAUUUUGAACCACUAAAAACGGAAUCAUUUGAUUUAUUAAUAAGAUUCUUGCAUUCUAAAAGGAGUGAAGAAAUAAUUGAACCUUUAAUCAAUAGUAAUAUAAUAGAAAUGAUAAUUCCUAAUUUUCCAAGCAAUCAGGCUGUUGAAAUUUUAGGCCCAUUAUCAAGGAAUCCAAUUGGAAAAAAGAUAAUGAUGGAAACAAAUCUUUUAUCAGCUUUAAAUGAUGUAUUCACAGAUGGAUUAGAGGCAGAAUCUGCUGGUUUAAUUGCCCAGUUCAUAGCAAAUCUAACAAUGGAUCAAUUUACAUAUUUAGAUCAAAUUCCAAUUGUUUGCCAAUUAAUGCUAAAAUUUAAACCAUAUAUCAAACCAGAAAUAGAUGCAAUCAUUGCGUCUAAUAUUACUCGUGCAUUUUGUAAUUUUGUUCAUAGUAAUCAUGAAUUUUGCCAAUUUUUCAAGGAUAACUUUGAUAUUAAAAUGUUUUACAUAUACAAUGGCAAUCCAUCAGAAGCAGACGAUGAUUCCAAUGAGGAUAUGCUUACAGCAAAAUAUGGUUCCAUAUCAGAUGUAAUUGUGAUGAUAAACGACUUGAUUGAAGAUGAAGAAGAAUACUGUGAUUAUGUAUUACAAAAUAAUUUACUUGAAUAUAUAGACGAUGUCUUUAAUUAUGAAGAUAAUUAUUUAAACUCAGUAAUUACAGAGUUAUUAACCGAAAUUUUAGGAAUAUUUCCACAGAUAUUCAAGGCAUACCAUGAUCUAAGUUAUGAUUAUAAGCUUACAUCAGUUUUAGUUGAUGAAGAAAUUUCAGUUCAAUGGAGAAUCGCCAUUCUAACUUUUAUUGCGGUAUUCAUUAUAUCAGGAAUAGAUGUUGAUCGGGAUACAUUUGUUGAAAUACAAAACAGUCUUCCUGAUGGAGGAUUCUUUACUGCUUUAUCAAGAAACAUUGAAAUUGUGACAGAUACUGAUUUAUAUGAACCAAUACUCGAUGCUUUCUUAUGUAUCAAUGAAUUCGAGAGAUCUGAAGAAAUUGAAGAAAUUCUUAUGGAAAUGUCAGAAAACUCAGAUCUUAGAGAUUGGCUUGAAAACAUUGAAAACACACAUCAUAUAAAGAACAUCGCAAAAGCUCAUAUUCUUGAAGAUUUACUUGAUUCUAUGCUAGAAUAUGAUUAG
This is a messenger RNA of Trichomonas vaginalis G3, 1446 nucleotides long. RefSeq names its product armadillo (ARM) repeat-containing protein family. The coding region runs from base 1 to 1446 and encodes 481 amino acids. The record is from RefSeq and is a predicted model, not a curated record. NCBI's taxonomy places the organism in Eukaryota, Parabasalia, Trichomonadida, Trichomonadidae. The transcript has a single exon.